Molecule: messenger RNA, 1083 nt
Organism: Oldenlandia corymbosa var. corymbosa
Lineage: Eukaryota; Viridiplantae; Streptophyta; Magnoliopsida; Gentianales; Rubiaceae
Source: the annotation of a GenBank genome assembly
AUGGUACAUUAUCGAAUCAUCACUUCCUUAGCUGUUGUGCUAGUUCUUCAGCUUCUUCUUCUGCUGCCUGUAUUCGAAAGCCGGCCUUUGCCCGGGACUAAUUCAGCCGGAGAUGUUACAGGGUUGUCAAGAGGGUAUAUGAAAUCGCCGGUUUAUGGCAACGGAAAUCAAUGUGAAGCAUUGGAUAAGUCACUUGGAUUUUGUGAUCCUUCAGCUAUUCAUGUGGCAAUGACGCUUGAUUCAGUUUACUUUAGAGGUACAGUGGCGGCUGUUCACUCCAUUCUCCGGCAUACUUCUUGCCCGGAAAACAUUCACUUCCAUUUUGUUGCAGCUGACUCUGGUUGUGCUUCUUCUAGCUUACCUAUGCCGGAGGAGUAUGAUGUAAUCUUAAGAUCCAUUUUUCCGUCUCUGAGUUUCAAGGUAUACUCUUUCAGUACACAGCGUGUUAGGAGUUUGAUAACUUCUUCAAUUCGUCGAGCUCUGGACAACCCUUUAAAUUAUGCAAGAACCUACUUGGCUGAUAUCAUUGAGCCUUGUGUGAAAAGGGUUAUUUAUCUGGAUUCUGAUGUGAUCCUCGCCGACGACAUCCAGAAGUUAUGGUCAGUGAGAGUGACUGGAGACAGAGUAAUUGGUGCUCCUACUUACUGUCACGCCAACUUCACCAAUUACUUCACCGACAAUUUCUGGUCAGACCCGCAGCUUUCAAAGACAUUUGAAGGCAAGAAACCGUGUUAUUUCAAUACAGGUGUAAUGAUAAUGGAGUUGGAGAGAUGGAGAAAGGGAAGCUACACAGAGAACAUUGAGAACUGGAUGGAAAUACAGAGGGAAAGAAAGAUUUACAGCUUAGGUUCUCUACCACCAUUUUUGCUGGUUUUCGGUGGAGAUGUCGAAGCCAUUAGUCAUAGAUGGAAUCAACACGGACUUGGAGGCGACAAUGUUCUGAACAGUUGCAGAUCAUUGCAUUCAGGUCCAGUUAGUUUGCUGCAUUGGAGCGGCAAGGGAAAACCAUGGGUGAGGCUUGACAAUGGAGUGCCUUGUCCUGUGGAUUAUCUCUGGGCACCUCACGAUUUGUGCAGACUGUAG